UCGAGAGAGCGAGAGAAAGAAAGAGAGAGAAAGAGGGAGAGCUAGCUCACGACUUUCCCGAGGUUUGGGGCUGCAUUCGAUGAUCCUGCGUUCGGCCAGUUCAGUCGUCGAACGGCAGGCGGUGUGAACGCUCAAAAACUCUCCUCCGCGAGCCAAACAGCAUCCGCCGAAGAACGAACCAUACGCAGUCGUUGGCGGCGUUCCCGUGAUUGCUCGCGUUUCUCGGCCGCGUAGUGUGCUCCCGCGUCCCUCGUCCUUGCGUGUGACGAUCCCUUCCCUUCACGGGUGCAUCCGCAAGUGCAUUGUAAUCGCAUUGUAAUGCUACCUACCCCACACCCAGUAAUGUGCAGUGAUUGUGGCGGCUGGUGACGUGCUUCGAUGACGGUGAACGAUAACGGUGUGCCAAAGAGCGAUGUGUAAAGCGAUCCCGUCGCACAAGUGAGAUUGAUAACGGCAUCAUUCAUACAGGAGGGCCGUCCGGAGGGCGAAGACGUACCUAGCCUGCAGCGUCACCACUGACGUAAAGUGGGUAGGAGCAACCCGUGCGCAGAGGGCAAACGCACCACCGGCGAGGCGAGGGAGUGCCCACGUAGUACGUGACGACCGUCGGCGGUCGCGUCGGAUGCGUCCGGACGCUACCGGUGCCACGGUGCGACUAUGUACGGGCUGCUGCUCGAGAACCUGUCCGAAUACGUGAAGGCCGUCUACGGGGAGGACAAGUGGGAUGACAUCCGCCGGCAGACGGGCAUCUCGUCGCCCUCGUUCAGCGUCCACGAUGACUACGACGAGAAUCUGCUCAACGUGCUGGCGACGAAAGCGCAAGAAAUUCUCGGUAUAUCGGAGCGUGACUUCAUGGACCAGAUGGGCGUGUACUUCGUCAACUUUGUCAGCCAGUACGGGUACGAUCGGGUGCUGUCCGUGCUGGGCCGCCACAUGCGCGACUUUCUGAAUGGGCUGGAUAAUUUGCACGAGUAUCUCAAGUUCUCCUACCCGCUGAUGCGUGCGCCCAGCUUCAUCUGCGAGAAUGAGACGCGCCACGGCCUGACGCUCCACUAUCGGACCAAGCGCAAGGGCUUCGUUUACUACACAAUGGGCCAAAUUAGGGAGGUGGCGCGCCACUUCUACCAUAAAGAUAUGCAAAUCGAGCUGGUCAAAUCGGACCUGCUGGGCGAAACGAAUCACUACACGUUUCAGCUGACGUUCGACAACCGGGCCUUCUCGCUGGCCACCCUGGCGAUGACGCGCGAAGAGAAGCACCUGCCCAUUAGCGCCUCGGUACUGUUCGAGAUAUUCCCCUUCUGCAUCGUGUUCGGGUCAGAUAUGGUGGUCCGCAGUAUAGGCAACUCGCUCAUGGUAAUCCUGCCCGAUUUGCUGUCGAAGAAGAUCACCGAUUGGUUUGAGCUGCGACGGCCGCUGAUAGCAUUUAAGUUCCAAACGAUACUCAACCGCACCAACAACAUCUUUGAGCUGGUUACGGUACAGUCGGUGAAGAAGCGCCCCGAAAACCAGCGCAAAACCGAGCUCGUCCUGUCGGAGGAGGAAGAGGAGGAGGAGGUGGAGCGGCGCCUGCGGCUCAAGGGCCAGAUGAUCUACAUGGAGAACUGGUACAUGAUCAUGUUCCUCGGUACGCCCGUCAUGCCCAAGCUGACCUCGCUCAUCAGCACCGGGCUGUACAUCAACGAUCUGUCAAUGCACGACUUUAGCCGUGAUCUCAUGCUCGCCGGUACGCAGCAAUCGGUCGAGCUCAAGCUGGCCCUCGACCAGGAGCAGCAAAAGUCGAAAAAGCUGGAAGAGUCGAUGCGCAAGCUGGACGAGGAGAUGCGCCGCACGGAUGAGCUGCUCUACCAGAUGAUCCCGAAGCAGGUGGCGGACCGGUUGCGGCGGGGCGAGAACCCGAUCGACACCUGCGAGAUGUUCAACAGCGUCUCGAUCCUGUUCUCCGAUGUGGUCACGUUCACCGAGAUCUGUUCCCGCAUCACGCCGAUGGAGGUGGUCUCGAUGCUGAACGCGAUGUACUCGAUCUUCGACACGCUGACCGAGCGGAACAAUGUCUACAAGGUAGGUUUUGCCGAUGGUUUGUAUGUGGACUGUGCUGAUCUACUGAAUCGCUUGCAGGUUGAAACGAUCGGCGACGCGUACAUGGUCGUGUCGGGCGCUCCCGCCAAGGAGCAGAACCACGCCGAAAAAGUCUGUGAUAUGGCCUUGGAUAUGAUCGAGGCAAUAACGGAUUUGAAGGAUCCUUCCACAGGAACUCAUCUUCGUAUACGGGUCGGUGUCCACUCGGGCGCCGUGGUGGCCGGUAUCGUCGGGCUGAAGAUGCCCCGGUACUGUCUGUUCGGCGACUCCGUCAACACGGCCUCCCGCAUGGAGUCCACCAGCCAGGCGAUGCGAAUACACAUAUCGGAGUCGACCAAGCAUUUGCUGUCGGCGAACUAUCGCGUCAGCGAGCGGGGCGAGAUCGACGUCAAGGGCAAGGGCACGAUGAAGACGUACUGGCUGGACUAUCGCGAGAACCGGCCCCCGCUGCAGCUGCUGGACGAGGAAAUUAAAACGCCCGCGAUCGAGUACGACCCGGGCAAGGAUCGGCGGGUCAGCAUUCCGUCCUGUAUGUUCUCGCAGCCGGCCCACAAACAGUCGCUCGGCGGACUCAGCUCGGCCGGGCUCGAGGAUCGGCGCGUCUACUCGCCGGUCACGUUCGAGGAUGUGGCGCGGCGCAGCAUCGCCAACUCGCCGGUCAAGCUGCACGCGUUCGGGCCGCGCGGUCGCGAAAAUCGAUCCAACUCGACCGGGCACGCGUUCAUGCACAGCGUGUCGGACGUGUUCGGUUCGCUCGUGAACGAUACGGAGGAGUUCCUGGAGGAUCUGCAGCACCGCAACUCGAUCAGCAACACGCUGUACUCGGCCUCCACGCCGUCGCCCUGUCCGUUCAGCCCGCCGGCACAGUUUCGCACGAAAUCAAAGUCCUGCUACCAGGCGCAGUUCAUGGAUAAGGAUCACGAGCUGCUGUCCGGAGCAAGCAAAGCGUUACUGCAGGAAGUACCGAAAAAGCCCAAGGGCAUCCUGGCGAAAGCGCAAACCGUCGAGCACGGACCGGCCGCCCCGUGCGAGCACAAAGCGAAGGCCCGCAAAGCCAAGCUGGACGCGGUGAAGCAGCAGCAAACGAAGGCGCUGGAAAAGCUCGACCAGAUGGUGCAGGAAAUCUACGACGCGGACCUGCCCGGCAUGUGCUUCGUCAAUCCGCCCGGUUCCCGGUCGGACGGCAACAUCUGCCAGUCGAACAGUUGCACCCUCGGUAGCAGUAGGUCCGUAGUGGACGCGAGCACUAGCGACACCGCUUCCACCACCACCACCGCCUGUAACGCACUCUAUACACUUAACCUUUACUUUCCCGUUUCAUGUUCACCCGGGUGUGCUUGUGGGCUUGUGCCCGACCACUGCAGCCGACCGCAGGCCGUCCCUUCGUCCCAUUUGGGCGCAGGGCAACCGGGCCCGUCCGGCAGUGGUUUGCCGGGGGCGGCGGGUGCCGGCCCUGGUCCUGGUGCACCCGUCUGCGAGCUGCAUGCCCAUCUGGCCCCGCGGCACUGUCACGGUUGCGAGCCGGUUGCCGGCAAGGUACCGCAGAGCAUGAGCUUUCAACACCCGAAAGAGCACAAGUGCUGCCCGGCGGCAGCGGCCACCGCGUACGCCACCCACGGUCAGAACGGACGACACAAAGUGCACUCGAACGCUUGUCACAUUCUCUAGGAAUGUCCCCUGCCCCGGUAGUGGACCCGUUGUAGUGGGUUUGCUGUAGUAGCGCACGUACACAUCCCUAGAGUUGCAUCAUAGGUGUUCGGUGCAAUGCUGCGACACUUACGACGAAAGCUUUAACCGAACCCAAAACCGGUCAAGUAAGAUGUUUCUAUUUGUCUGUAACUGUUUUUUACGUUUUUUUUUUUCUAGACAAAUGACCGUAAGGUUUGUACGGGGGCACGGUCUAGCUGCACGUACCUUGCAUGUUGUGCAUACUUAAAGUGUUUAAACUCGCGCAACUUAACCCCGGCGGGCUAAUAUUAUGUGUACACGGGAGGGAAUCAGUAGCUUAAGCGGAUCGUUGUUCUAGUGAUAUUGUGUCCAUAA
Messenger RNA from Anopheles coluzzii, 4119 nucleotides. RefSeq names its product soluble guanylate cyclase 88E (gene Gyc88E). The transcript has 11 exons. Gene Ontology annotation, cellular component: guanylate cyclase complex, soluble. Gene Ontology annotation, biological process: nitric oxide-cGMP-mediated signaling; response to oxygen levels; cGMP biosynthetic process. Lineage: Eukaryota; Metazoa; Arthropoda; Insecta; Diptera; Culicidae. The record is from RefSeq and is a predicted model, not a curated record. Bases 658 to 3744 code for a protein of 1028 amino acids. Gene Ontology annotation, molecular function: oxygen sensor activity; heme binding; guanylate cyclase activity.